This is a messenger RNA of Penicillium daleae, 960 nucleotides long. Its product is annotated as DUF2011 domain-containing protein. NCBI's taxonomy places the organism in Eukaryota, Fungi, Ascomycota, Eurotiomycetes, Eurotiales, Aspergillaceae. The coding region runs from base 1 to 960 and encodes 319 amino acids. The transcript has 3 exons. The record is from RefSeq and is a predicted model, not a curated record.
AUGUUCGAUCUACCUAAUGCCAAACGGGUCCGCCGUGACGAAGUUCAAUCGCCCGCCUCUUCUCGUGAAUCGUCGCCUGUUGAUGAGGCUGACCUCCAGGAUGCACACACCCGACUGGGCAAGCUCCUAGAUCUGGAUGGAUUGAUCGAAGUGAAUACAGCUACUGAAGGAGAUCAAAAUGCGGCAACGCAGCCUGCAGAUGGGAACAACGACCAGGAGGAGGAGGAGCAGGAAUUCGAGUUCCGCCUAUUCAGCGCGCCCACAAAACCGAAAGCUGCUACGCCAAAGGGGCAAGGAACAGGAGAUAGAGACAAUGCGACUACAAAAGGGGAUAAGUCUUCGGGGACUGAAUCCAAGGAUACUACUGCAGGGACACAAAAGCUGCGCAUUCGAUUGCGGUCUCCUAGUCCAUCAGGAGACCCUUCGGAAGGCCGAUUCGUCAAGGCCUUCCGUGGAUGGCGGUUCUACUUCUCAACACCUACUCUCUUUGGACUAGAAGAGAAUGAUAUCGUUAAAAAGACGAUAGCUGAGCAAAGACGGCAAUUUGAGGAUAUGGCUGUCACUGGGGAGCAUAUUACAACCUGGGCUAAGUCUCAACCAUGGCCGGGCUGUGAUCUACCUUGGCGGGUCAUCCAUCUCAAGCGCCACCAGACUAAGCUACCACCUGCUUCGAAGGAUACCCUCCCAGUCUACGUGGUCGAGGGCGUACCUGUAUCCAAGUCCCCGACGACGAGGAAGAAGCCUGGCAAGAAGCGCCGCGUUCAACUGCGGAAGAAGGUUGCUGCUGCUGUGGCUGCCAAGGAGUCGGAGGCUGAAAAGAAAAACCGCAAGAAUCGGGAGCGCAAGAUUAAGCGUCGGCAAAAGGCUCGCGAGCAGAAGGUUGCAGCUGCAGGUGUCGCUGGCAAUGGGGAUGUUACAAUGGUUGACGGAGAUGGUGACUCGUCUGGAGGUGAUGAGUAG